GGGACGGCGCGGGGCCGCGCGGCGGAGGAAGACCGCUGGCGGGGGUGGAGUAAGGCCGCAGGCUCCGGCUCCAGAGCCGCCGCUUAGGCGUGUCUCCUCCAGCUGCCCGCACACUCAGCUGGGCCUGCAGCGCGGCCGCCGGGACCAGUGACAGCAAGAGACAAGGUGACAUGAGAGAUUUGACUGUGCCCUGCACUGAAGAGCUUACUGGUAGAAUUAAUCCCUAAAGAGACCUGAAGUGGGUUUCAGGAUGGUGAAAGAAGAGCCCCCGAGUACUUCAAAGGACUUGCAGGAGCUGCAGAGGAGGGUGUCUUUGCUGAUAGCGUCUGUCCAGAGUAACUCAAAGGUGGUUGCCUUUAUGAAGUCUCCAGUGGGCCAGUACCUGGACAGGCAUCCUUUUCUGACCCUCACCUUGCUGGUGUUUGCUGCUCUGUCAGCCGUUCCUGUUGGCGUCUUCCUGCUCCUCGUGGUGCUUACCUCCCUGGCUGCUUUUGUGGGAGUCAUAUUACUAGAAGAGUCCAUCCCUGAAACUGUCACUGUGGAGUACUGGGUGGGCUAUUUGACAACUCAUGAGGCGAGGGAAAGGAUGUCUGCCAUGCGGCAUUUGCCAUGUUAUUGGUUCUGCAUUGGAAAGAGGAAGUUUGUUAUGAGGAAGGCAAGAGAAAGUGUGCUGGGCAGACAGAAACUGCCACAGACUGGUCAUCGCUGUGGGCGGCUUCUCACUGCUUUGUGUCCUCUGUGGCUUGGGCUUCAUGUCACUCAUCAUGUCAGGGACAAUCAUAGUGUCCUACAUGGUAGUCUCCAGCCUCGUCAACUACUGGAUUUCUCCCAGACUGUGGACACAACACAACUCCAAUCGCGACUGUUAGCUGGCCAUGAAGUCUACACACUUAGAGGGGCUCUACCAGGAAUGACCAGCUGAAUGGAACCAAAGCUUUUUUUCAAGCACCUCUGGAAAGCUGUUGGAUCAUCUUUGCCCCUUGGGAUUAUGGCUCAGAAGGGACUGGGUAGUCAAGCUGUUCCUGGAGGUGUCCUCUAGCUUUUUCACUUAUUUGUAGUAUCCUGCAGUGGACAGUUUUGAGGAUCUUGUUGCUCUUGGUCAGUUCCAUCAGCUGACCGACCCUCACAUGGAGAAUCAGCAGAGAAUCUCGAUGGCUUGGCGGCUCCUCGCGCCUCUCACCUCCUCCUCUCCAGAGAUGCACACCUGACCUUGGCAGAAUUCCGAGCCUCUACAGGCCAGUGACUUGACCCCGAAGUCUCAGAUCUUGUUUCCGAGGCCCCAGUUUGGGGCAGCCACAGGUGGUUUUUCCUUUUUCUUUCUUCCUUUUUUUUUUAAAAUGAGAGCUGCUUAUUUCUUCACUCAUUUGAAAAAAAGAGGUGGGGGGAAGAAUCCAAAACAGAACAAGCUCUUCUGCCUUAUUAGCCUUUUAUCAGAAAGACAAACAACAUUUGGGAAUAAUAGCCUCUCAGACAAAGUUAGAAAAUAGAGUCCAAACUUAACCUUACGGCCAAGAGCAUUUUUUUCUAAGUCUAAAGGUAUGGUUUCCACUGUUGAGUAUUGUUAAGUGAUGUUACUCUUUAAAAUAUUUGCACUUGAUACUUUUUUAUUGUUUUAAGGACUUGUCUUGUUAAGCCAUUUCUUCAAAAAGUCCCAUGAAAAUGAUAAAGGACUACAAAAAUUUUUUAAAUCCUAUGGGAUAUCUACUUCAGUGGUUUAUUUCCUGUGGUAUUUUAUUAAAUAUUUAUUGAGAUGAGCUUUUUUUCUUCACUCUAUUUCAAAAUACCCCCUUUCUAGACAUCAGACCCAUUUUUUCCUUCUGUGUCAAUUUCAUGGCAGAUCCUGGGUAAUAAGGCUUUUUUAGUUGCUAGUGAUAGACACUCAACUCAAAAUGGCUUUAAAAAGUGGGGGCAGAGGGGGAGGGAUUCGUUUCACUGAACUAAAAAGCCAAGAGGUAGGUCUUUAGGUGCUGCUGGAUCCAGGGGCUCAAGUGGUGUCAUUAGGCAUCUCUCUCCCUUCAUCUCUCAGCGCUGCUUUUCUCAGUGUGAGCUGAGUUUUAGGCAGGCCCUCCCCAUGUGGAGGUCCCAGCAGCUCUAAUUUUACAUCAGCCUUAUAGUUAGCACUCCCUAUUGGACAAGGAAGCUGUUCUUUUUCAGUAGUACAUUUAGAUUUUUGGCUCCGAUUAGACAGACUUGGGUCAUGUGAGCAACCCCAAACCAAACACCAUGGCCAGGGGGGAUGGAAUAUGCUGACAGGUCAGGGCUGGGACAUGUGUGCAUUCUGGAACCAGGGGAGGGGGUGGGUUAGCCCCACUAGUUCUGCAUAGGUGGGAGUGCUAGAGUAUGUAGAGAUGGGAGGACAAUCCGAUCCCAAAGGAGUAUCGCAGGGAAAGGAAAUGUAUGCCGGGCAGACAGAAGCAAAUACUUGCUCUUUGAUUCAGGAGGGCAUAAAGGCCUUAAUCUGGUACUCAAACUUUUCUGUAUCCCAUGACAGUCAGCCACACCUGUCACUAAAGGGGCCUUCAACUCUAUUAGAGAACAAGAACUGCCUUUUCCUGCCAAUACAUGGGGGUAUUAAUAUUAAGUUACCAUUUACUGAAUGUUUCUUUCUGACCUGCAAGUGUCUGCUAUUAGCUGUCUAAGCUAAAUACCCUGCUGGGUUCUGAGGCUUCAGAAAAGAAGAAUGAAGAGGGCCCUGGCCUCCUGAAGUUUACUUUCUAAUGCAGGAGUCAGCUAACAAGUGUAUUAGUUAUCUAUUUUUGCGUAACGGUUUACAAAGAACACUUUUGUCAUCCUACAUUUUCGGUGUAUUAGGAGUACAGGCCUGGCUUAGCUGAGUCCUUUGCAAGAGUACAACAGCAGCGCUGCCACGUUGCUUCUCCUUUGAGGCUCGCCUGCGAAAGAUCCACAUCCGAGCUCACAUGGUCAUUGGCAACAUCCAUUUCUUUGUAGGCUUUGGGGCUGAGGCCCUCAGUCCCUGUCAUAUGGCAGCUCACAGCCUGACAGCUUGCUUCUUCAAAACCACCAAGGGAGAACGUCUCUUAGCAAGAUGGACAUCACAUUCUUAUAACACUUAAUCAUGUAUGCAUAAUCACAUACAUCCCGUCACUCUCACCACAUUCUCUGGGUUAGAAGCAGUCAGGUCCCACUCACACGAAGAGGAGGGAUCACACAAGGGAAUGCAUACCACAGUUGGGGAUCACGGGCUCCACCUUAGAUUCUACCCGCUACAACAAGUACACAAAAUAUUAGAUUAUUAUGAUAAGUGCAUUGAAGAAGGUAGAAGGGGCAGGCCAUGUCAGCCACAGCAGUCUUUUCUUUGAACCACAUAAUGAGAAGUUGCCACUGUGCUAAGAGCUGGGGGGGCAGGUAUUCCUAGCAGAGGGCACAGCAAGACAAAGGCCCCAAGACUGGAAGGAGCUGAAUGUGUUUAAGGAAAAGAAAUAUCAGUGUGACUGGGCUUGGUGAGUAAAGGGUAAAUGGAGGAGAGAUAGGAGCCCAUCAGGCAGGACCUCGUAGGGAAAGAAAUUUACAGCAAAAAGCAAAGGGAAGAUGUUGAAGAAUUUUACACUUUGCAUUAAGAGGGACAUAAUUAGACUUAGAUUUUUAAAGGUCACUUGUGGCCAAUGCAUUGGGAGUCAGAAGUCCAGUUAGGAGGUCUGUGGAGGUCCAGAGCAGAGGAUGGUGUGGCUUACACUAGAGUGGAAGUAAUGGAGACCCUCCCCAUUUGGAGAGCUAGCAGCAGUUGGUGAUGGAUUGUAUGUGGGUAGUGAAGGAAAGGGAGACACAAGGAUGGCACAUAAAUUUUUAAUUUGAGCCAGAGGAUAGUCAGUGACACUAUUUUCUGAUAUGGGUGCUGUGUGAAUAGUCAAAAUCUGCUUUGCUCAUAUUGAGUCAGAUAUGCCUUUUUGACACCAAGAGGAUGUGACAAAUGAACAGUGGCUUAGAGAGUAGGUAUGGGCUGGGGAUACAAGAUUUAGGAGUAUUUUCAGUACUAAGAGCUUUACACAGCCUUCUUACGGAAUGCUCUCCUCAGAGAAGCCAAGAGAUCAUUUUAAAACAUAUUUCUGACCACAUAAACAGCCUUGCUUCAAACUCUGCAGAGUGCAAGUUGCUUUCCCACCGCACUUAAAAGUGCUAACUAACUCCUUCCCAUCACAAGCUGCACCUGCCAGCUUCUCAUUUUUCAUAUUCCCUUAGCCUCUGGAUUUUAGAGGUGAAUGAAACUCAGGUUCAGAGCAGAAAUGAUUCACCAAUUCUGCCAAGAAACGUGGCAUCUAAAUCAAAGCUUUGCAAUUCAGGCUGUCUGUCACACUGCCUGGAGCCUGAGGCCUUUGCCGAUCAAACGAAGUAAAAUACAGAACCCAGCACAGCGCCUGCCACAGAAUAGGCUCAUAAACAAUAGUUGUCAAAGUGCACGGUGCACCAUCAUUUGAAACUGAGUGGAACAGUUGUAAGGUUAACCAUGGGGAAGGUAGUCAAUAAUAUUGAAUUAGCUUUGUAUGGUGACAUGGUAACUAGACUUAUUGUGAUGACCAUUUCGUAAUGUACAAACACAUUGACUCACUGAUGUACACCUGAAACUAACAUUGUGUGUCAAUUAUACUUAAGUAAAAAAACGGUAUUGUUGGCCUUUUAGGCACAGUGCAAUGCGUUCCUUAUUUGGAAAGGUAAUUAAAAGCACAAAACUGACUUUA
Balaenoptera ricei (Rice's whale) is the source of this 4694-nucleotide messenger RNA. RefSeq names its product lipid droplet assembly factor 1 (gene LDAF1). The record is from RefSeq and is a predicted model, not a curated record. Lineage: Eukaryota; Metazoa; Chordata; Mammalia; Artiodactyla; Balaenopteridae. The transcript is spliced from 6 exons. Bases 251 to 922 code for a protein of 223 amino acids.